Corapipo altera (White-ruffed manakin) is the source of this 1407-nucleotide messenger RNA. RefSeq names its product KH homology domain-containing protein 4-like. Gene Ontology annotation, molecular function: RNA binding. Bases 662 to 1276 code for a protein of 204 amino acids. The record is from RefSeq and is a predicted model, not a curated record. Gene Ontology annotation, cellular component: nucleus. NCBI's taxonomy places the organism in Eukaryota, Metazoa, Chordata, Aves, Passeriformes, Pipridae. The transcript has 6 exons.
GGAGGUGUCAGCCCAGGCUGGGAGGCCCCUGAUGGAUUCUGGCUGAUUUCAGGCAAGGGAAGUGGGUUUUGAACCUGGCUUUGCUUUAAGGGAGGUGUCUCUGAAGGGAUAAAGGUGCCAGGGGAGGAUCAGAGGAUCCCAGACUGGUUUGGGUUGGAAGGGACCUUAAAGCUCAUCCAGUGCCAGGGAUGAGAGUUUGAGUUACAGGUUAGGAGGAGUUAGAGACUAGGAUGAGUUUGGGUUACAGGAUAGGAUGAGUCUGAAUUACAGGUUAGGAGGAUUUUGAGUUACAGGUUAGGAGGAGUCUGAGUUACAGGUUAGGAUGAGUCUGAGUUACAGUUUAGGAUGAGUUGGAGUUAAGAGAUUAGGAUGAGUUUGAGUUAUAGGUUAGGAUGAGUCUGGGUUACAGGUUAGGAGGAGUCUGAGUUACAGAUUAGGAUGAGCGAGUUACAGGUAAGGAUGAGUCAGAGAUUAGGAUGAGUUUGAGUUAUAGGUUAGGAGGAGUCUGAGUUACAGGUUAGGAGGAGUCUGAGGUGGGACCAUUCUGCAGAUGAAAUACUUGCUUUAUCUCUAAGCUGUGACUUUUCUUUCACCUCCUUUUGCAUUUCCCAAAGACAGACUGGUUGUGUUCUGCCCCUCUGCAUGAGCCCCCACUGAAUGAAUGAUUUCUGUGCCUAAUUCCCUUUUUCCCUGUGUUUUGUCUCCACCCUGUGCACUCCAGAGCCCGCUGAGUGCUCCUUUCCUCCCUGCUGCCCCAGUAAAAACCAGCCUGCCAACUGGUGCUCAGCCCCAAGUGCAAACCCACCCCCAGGGCCAAAAGAGACGCUUCACCGAGGAGCUGCCCGACGAGAGGGAGUCGGGACUGCUGGGAUACCAGCAUGGACCCAUUCAUAUGACUAAUUUAGGUACAGGCUUCUCCAGUGCGAGCGAACUCGAGGGAGCCGGGGCCAAGGCAGCAAGUUCCUCAGGAAAGGAGAGAGAGAGGGACAGGCAGUUGAUGCCUCCGCCGGCGUUUCCCGGAGUGAAAUCGGAGCCUGAGGACAGGAAAGGUGCGGGGGCUGUGCCCGGCAGCCACGAUCCUCAAGCCAAGAAGCUGAAGGCUGGCGAGAAGGGCUUUGGGCUGGUGGCCUACGCCGGGGACUCGUCGGACGAGGAGGAGGAACACGGCGCCCACAAAAACGCAAGUACCUUUUCACAGGGCUGGAGUCUGGGGUACCAGUACCCCUCCUCCCAACAGAGAGCCAAACAACAGAUGCCCUUCUGGAUGGCUCCCUAAAACCCGCACAGGAAUUUUGGUUUGGUUUGGUUUUUUUUGGUUUUUUUUUUUUGGCAUCCAUCUGGGUUUUUUCCUCUCCUAGCAAUAAUUGCAUGGAUAUCCCAGAACGAACUGGGCAAAAAAAAAAACAA